Numida meleagris (helmeted guineafowl) is the source of this 1858-nucleotide messenger RNA. RefSeq names its product stromal cell derived factor 2 like 1 (gene SDF2L1). The coding region runs from base 86 to 721 and encodes 211 amino acids. The transcript has 3 exons. The record is from RefSeq and is a predicted model, not a curated record. NCBI's taxonomy places the organism in Eukaryota, Metazoa, Chordata, Aves, Galliformes, Numididae.
ACGGGGGCCGAUUGGCUGAGCUGGCUGAGGGGCUGCGGAAGCGCGCUCCGCUGUGUGGUGGCGGUGCCGGGUGGGCUGCGGCGCGAUGCGGGGUGGCUGCUGCCUCCUCCCUCUGCUGUUCCUGUGCGGACUGUGUGGCGGAAGGGAGCCGGCGCCGGGAGCUGUAACCUGCGGCUCGGUGCUGAAGCUGCUUAACACCCGCCACAGCGUUCGGCUGCAUUCUCACGAGGUCAAGUACGGCUCCGGAAGUGGGCAACAGUCAGUGACGGGAGUUGAAGCUUCAGAUGAUGCCAACAGUUACUGGCGGAUUCGUGGUAAGACUGAUGGCAGCUGCCAACGCGGAGCCCCUGUGAAAUGUGGGCAAGCAAUACGACUUACCCAUGUUAACACAGGAAAAAACUUACACACUCAUCACUUCCCAUCACCACUCUCCAAUAACCAAGAAGUAAGUGCCUUUGGUGAUGAUGGUGAAGGAGAUGACCUCGAUAUAUGGAUUGUGCAAUGCAGUGGGACACACUGGGAGCGGGAGGAUGCAGUGCGCUUCAAGCACGUAGGAACUGAGGUGUUCCUUUCAAUAACGGGGGAACAAUAUGGCCAUCCCAUUAGAGGCCAACGGGAAGUUCAUGGCAUGCCCACCGCUAAUCAUCACAACUAUUGGAAAGCGAUGGAAGGAGUCUUCAUCAAACCCAGUAUGGACCUUGCAAAACAUGAUGAGCUCUGAACUGUCAGAGGAUCCAAUAAGAUUCAUCUUACUCCAGUGUUCAGAGAUGCUAAUCCUUGGUCUCUUAAAAGUCCUGCCUUGCCUAAGUGACUGACUUUCUGUGUUACUGAAGGGCAUUAGUUCACUCUACGAAUGCAGCACUUCUGUGGGAAUGACAUCUGCCAGGCUAAGACAUUUUAAAUUUAUUUAAGAAAUCCUUCAAGCUUAUUUGGUGAAACUAGAUCAUAUGUGUUAGUUUUCACUGUCAUUUGUUUUGCCCAUUACUUCUCAAAUUCAAAAGAAAUGGAAAAAAGAAAAGUUGUACAUCUCCGCAGUCCCAGGUACCACAAAACUUUGUAUCUUGUAAUCUUUUCUUCAAUUAUAAUAUUUGGAAACUUAUUUCUAGCUAGUGAGAGAAUGCUAUUAAUGAAGAGAUGGAGUAAGUCUAGAAAGGGAAAAUACUUCUUGGAAAAUAGUGUCUUUUGGAUGAGUCAAAUUCAGCUAUUUCAGCCUUCCAGAAAAAUAUUUCAGCCCAUCUGAAAAUUGCCUCCAAUGUGUUUUAUGAGUUUCAUUGUGUAUGUACGGAAAAGUUGAAAAUAUUGUGUACGUUGAAGUAAGAAGACAAGUUUUUAUUUAUUACUUUUCUCUCAAGAAUUUUUUUUUUCUGCUGAUUGUGAUGCUGCUCAUUAUCAAAUGGUAAGACUUGCUCUAGGAUCUGAUGCAGAAAGCUACUACUUGUUCAGUUAAUAUUAGAAUUUUAUAAACUUUCAUGUGAUGUGAAUAAAUUUGUUUUAUGAUGUUCUUGCAUGGCAUUGCAGGCUCAGUAUGAGAAUCCAGGUGAAUAAGUAGUGGGACUUACACCCACGUAGGGUUCUUUUGUGUGAAUCCAGAAGAAAAAGAGUAAAUCUUAGGAAAUUGUUUGGUCCUGGAUUUUUAAUGGAGGGAUAUUCUCUAGAGUGGUAGCAAGGAAUCUUCACUGAAUAAGACAUUAAUUUCUGUGGUGUUCUUCCUCUGUGCAAAGAGGGGAAAAAGAUCCAACUCUUGAAUGCUGUUGGUACAGUGUAUUACUGGAAAUACUGACUAAAACACAAAGUACCACACAUCUUCUAUUUGCUUUAAGGAGAAAAGCUCACUAAAUGAGUGUGAAAAGUCACCAAA